Dama dama (fallow deer) is the source of this 2366-nucleotide messenger RNA. RefSeq names its product ArfGAP with FG repeats 1 (gene AGFG1). The record is from RefSeq and is a predicted model, not a curated record. Gene Ontology annotation, cellular component: cytoplasmic vesicle. The transcript is spliced from 13 exons. Gene Ontology annotation, molecular function: GTPase activator activity. Lineage: Eukaryota; Metazoa; Chordata; Mammalia; Artiodactyla; Cervidae. Bases 43 to 1731 code for a protein of 562 amino acids.
CGGCUCCCGGCCCUGCCGGCCUCCUCGCUCGGCGCCGCGGCCAUGGCGGCCAGCGCGAAGCGGAAGCAGGAGGAGAAGCACCUGAAGAUGCUGCGGGACAUGACCGGCCUCCCGCACAACCGAAAGUGCUUCGACUGCGACCAGCGCGGCCCCACCUACGUGAACAUGACGGUCGGCUCCUUCGUCUGUACCUCCUGCUCCGGCAGCCUGCGAGGGUUAAAUCCACCACACAGGGUGAAAUCCAUCUCCAUGACAACAUUCACACAACAGGAAAUCGAAUUCCUUCAAAAACAUGGAAAUGAAGUCUGUAAACAGAUUUGGCUAGGAUUAUUUGAUGAUAGAUCUUCAGCAAUUCCAGACUUCAGGGAUCCACAAAAAGUGAAAGAGUUCCUACAAGAAAAAUAUGAAAAGAAAAGAUGGUAUGUCCCACCAGAACAAGCCAAAGUGGUGGCGUCAGUCCAUGCAUCUAUUUCAGGGUCCUCUGCCAGUAGUACGAGCAGCACGCCUGAGGUCAAACCACUGAAAUCUCUUUUAGGAGAUUCAGCACCAGCACUGCACUUAAAUAAGGGCACACCUAGUCAGUCCCCUGUUGUAGGUCGCUCCCAAGGGCAGCAGCAGGAAAAGAAGCAGUUUGACCUUUUAAGUGAUCUUGGCUCAGACAUCUUUGCUGCUCCAGCACCUCAGUCAACAGCUACAGCCAAUUUUGCUAACUUUGCACAUUUCAACAGUCACGCAGCUCAGAAUUCUGCAAAUGCAGAUUUUGCAAACUUUGAUGCAUUUGGACAGUCUAGUGGUUCCAGUAAUUUUGGAGGUUUCCCCACAGCAAGUCACUCUUCUUUUCAGCCCCAAACUACAGGUGGAAGUGCUGGAUCAGUAAAUGCUAAUUUUGCUCAUUUUGAUAACUUCCCCAAAUCCUCCAGUGCUGAUUUUGGAACCUUCAGUACUUCCCAGAGUCAUCAAACAGCUUCAGCUGUUAGUAAAGUUUCAGCGAACAAAGCUGGUCUACAGACUACAGACAAAUAUGCGGCACUUGCUAAUUUAGACAAUAUCUUCAGUGCUGGGCAAGGUGGUGAUCAGGGUAGUGGGUUUGGGACCACAGGUAAAGCUCCUGUUGGUUCUGUGGUUUCAGUUCCCAGUCAGUCAAGUGCGUCUUCAGACAAGUAUGCGGCCCUGGCAGAACUGGACAGUGUUUUCAGCUCUGCUGCCACCUCCAGUAACGCCUACACUUCCACAAGCAAUGCUAGCAGUAAUGUUUUUGGAACAGUGCCAGUGGGUGCUUCUGCACAGACACAGCCUGCAUCUUCAAGUGUGCCUGCUCCAUUUGGAGCUACACCUUCCACAAAUCCAUUUGUUGCUGCUGCUGGUCCUUCUGUGGCAUCUUCUACAAAUCCAUUUCAGACCAAUGCCAGAGGAGCGACAGCGGCAACCUUUGGCACCGCAUCCAUGAGCAUGCCUGCCGGCUUCGGGACUCCCGCUCCCUACAGUCUUCCCACCAGCUUUAGCGGCAGCUUUCAGCAGCCAGCCUUCCCAGCCCAAGCAGCUUUUCCUCAACAGACAGCUUUUUCUCAACAGCCCAAUGGUGCAGGUUUUGCAGCAUUUGGACAAACAAAGCCAGUGGUAACCCCUUUUGGUCAAGUUGCAGCUGCUGGAGUGUCUAGUAAUCCUUUUAUGACUGGUGCACCAACAGGACAAUUUCCAACAGGAAGCUCAUCAACCAAUCCUUUCUUAUAGCCUUAUAUAGACACUUUACUGGAACGAACUUUUACAUGGUCACAUUACAUCUCUCCGCCUCUUGCACUGUUGUCUUGUUUCACUGAUCUUAGCUUUAAACACAAGAGAAGUCUUUAAAAAGCCUGCAUUGUGUAUUAAACACCAGGUAAUAUGUGCAAAACAGAGGGCUCCAGUAACAACUUUUAACCUGUGAAUUGGCAAAAAAAAAAAAAAGUAGCGGUAUCAUGUAUAUUAAAAAUUGGCUAAUAUUAAGUUAUUGCAGAUACCACAUUCAUUAUGCUGCAGUACUGUACAUAUUUUUCUUAGAAAUUAGCUAUUUGUGCAUAUCAGUAUUUGUAACUUUAACACAUUGUUAUGUGAGAAAUGUUACUGGGGAAAUAGAUCAGCCACUUUUAAGGUGCUGUCUUAUAUCUGGGAAUGAAUGACCUAAAAUCACUUUAACCAUUGCUACUGGAAAGUUACAAAGUCAAAAUUGGAAGGUUUUAGUCAUUCUUGAAUUUUUGCUUUCUGAAGAGCUCUUCUGUUUAUACAUGCCUAAAUUCUUUAAAAAAUGUAGAGGGAUACCUGUCUGCAUAAUAAAGCUGAUCAUGUUUUGCAACAGUUUGCAGGUGAAAAAAAAUAAAUACUAGAAAAUA